CACUGCACAGGGCGGCCCUUCAGUUGGUCGUCCGCUCUUGUAUGCUGGCCCAACCGUGACCGGUAGGUACUUCCUUUCAAUCAUCAGCUCAACAACUCCCAUCAAGCAAAACACGGGUCUGUGAAGCUUGAACUUUCCUUUCCUGCACCGAACUCCGAGUACACAGCUUGGAUUGAAUUACCUAGGUAGUUAUCCAUCGACAACGACGACGAAGCAGUUUGCCCUUGGCCCUCGCUUAACAACGCCGACGACGAAGUCACCCCCAUAGAUACCUCCCUCUCUACCUCUAGUGCUCCAUUCCCCGCCUAGAGCUAGAUCCACUGCGACUCUGCCAGCUGCUGCUGCUAAAGGUGCUUGCUCCAGGCUUGCAAGAAGGGCGCGCUUCGCGAGAUCGCCCCAAGCAACUCGAACUCAUACCUCUGCUCUAUUAGGUUGCCCACCAAAACGGCGUCAUCAUCACCGCACCACAGCAUUCCAACAUCACCCACCGCGCCAACGCAACCGUCAACCCCCACCACAUCAUCACCCCGUUUCCCAUCGACCAUCGGGCCGUUACCAACACAGCAACCACGACCUCCAGCCCAGCCAGCCUAUAACCAAACCCGGAGCCGCUCCAGAUAAGGAACCACUUGAGCACGGAAGCUAUUGGGGUGGAAAGGAUCUCGACAUGACGGACAAGGAUACCAAGAAGUCGGGAAAGCAAGGCGAGGACGAAAUGACCGUCGUAGUCCCCCCUCCCAAGAACAAGCAGAACUCUGCGCAACCUCCCAACGACGCCGAUGGCGACAUUGCCAUGGAAGACGACACCAAGGCCGGCGAGGUUGAGGCCCAGGUCGACCCCGUCGCCCAAACCAUCAGCGACAUCAAGAGCAACUUUGCGCUGCUAGACCGUGCUGUUGCCCUGUUCGAUCCCAGAUUCUCUCUACGGGCACUGCGAUCCAUCUCGUCGAUCCGGAAACGCCUGACGCCCGACAUCCUCGCACAAGUCGUCUCAGAAACCUUCUCCGCGUCCUCACCCAAUACUCAAGUUGCCGAGCACCUGCUGCUCGCUGUCGACCGGCCAAAUGUGACUCUCGGCAGCAGCUCAGACAUGGAGAUCGACUCGGGAUCCAAGUCGCCAGCGAAGAACGGUGGCAAGAAGGACCCCAAGGAGGUGAUUCCUGAGAUCGACAUCUUCCUAGGCAUUCUGGCGCAGGUCCACCUCUACGACACCAAACAGUUCCAGCGCGGAUUCGCCCUGUCGCGUUUCCUAUCCGAGCGUAUCCAGUCCCUCAACCGCCGCACAUUAGACAGCCUUUCGGCCAAGGUGUACUUUUACUUCUCGCUCUUUGCCGAGCAGCUCGCUCCCCUCCCGCCUUCCCCCCAGUCGCCGAUUGUGUCGAUCCGCCCGAUCCUCCUCGCCGCUCUCCGAACCGCCGUGCUACGAAAGGAUAUCGACACCCAGGCUUCCGUCAUUGUCCUCCUGCUCCGGAACUACCUCCUCACGUCGCAUAUCUCCCAGGCCGAUCUGCUGGUGCAGCAUACCCAGUUCCCCGAGAACGCUGCCAACAACCAGGUCGCGCGUUUCCUGUACUACCUCGGCCGUGUCCGGGCUAUUCAGCUACGGUACACCGAGGCCCAUGAGCAUCUCACUGCGGCGACACGGAAGGCUCCCUCGAGCGCCUGCGCACUUGGCUUCAGCCAGACGGCCACCAAGCUCCUGCUCGUCGUAGAGCUCCUCAUGGGCGACAUCCCCGACCGCGCCAUCUUCCGUCAACUGACCAUGGAGGCCACUCUCCACCCGUACUUCCUGCUCGUCCGCGCCGUGCGCGUCGGCAACCUCGAGGACUUCGAGACCACCAUCGCCCAGCAUGCCGACACCUUCCGCCGCGACGGCACCUAUAGCUUGAUUUUGCGUCUGCGCCAAAACGUCAUCAAGACGGGCAUCCGCAUGAUGAGUUUGAGCUACAGCCGCAUUUCGCUCCGCGACAUUUGCAUCCGCUUGCACCUCGGCAGCGAGGAGAGUGCCGAGUACAUUGUGGCCAAGGCGAUCAGGGACGGCGUCAUCGAGGCCACGCUCGACAGGGAGCGCGGCUUCAUGAAGAGUAAGGAGGUGGGCGACGUGUAUGCCACCAGCGAACCGGCCGAGGCGUUCCAUGACCGUAUCCGCGCCUGCUUGGCUCUGCAUGAUGAGAGUGUCAAGGCCAUGCGUUUCCCCAUGAACCAGCACCGUCUCGAGCUGAAGAAUGCCCAGGAAGCACGAGAGCGCGAGCGUGAUUUGGCCAAGGAGAUACAGGAGGGCGAUCUGGAUGAGGAUGAUCUCGGUGGUGACUUUGAGGGCAUUUAAGAUGUUUAGACACACACACACACACCACACACGAGUCUAAACUACCUAGAUAGACCCCGCCCAAUACCUAUAAUUUGGUCUUGGGAAUAGUCAUCAUCAUCAUCCCUGUUGUAUCUAGUAAUCUGGUAUGGAAUCGUGCUAUCGCCGGCCAAGAAAUAAGACGGGAAGAGAGAAGAGACAGAGCCUUAUGCUAGAGAAAAUACGCUACAACCGUAUAUCACCUACCAUCUUGCCUCACUUGUUCAUUAGACGUAUCCACUGUGUAUCGGGCACAACCACCCAUCAACAUUUCAU
Neurospora crassa OR74A is the source of this 2620-nucleotide messenger RNA. RefSeq names its product 26S proteasome non-ATPase regulatory subunit 3 (gene rpn-3). The coding region runs from base 668 to 2326 and encodes 552 amino acids. The transcript is spliced from 3 exons. Gene Ontology annotation, biological process: ubiquitin-dependent protein catabolic process; regulation of protein catabolic process. Gene Ontology annotation, cellular component: proteasome complex; proteasome regulatory particle, lid subcomplex. The record is from RefSeq and is a predicted model, not a curated record. Gene Ontology annotation, molecular function: enzyme regulator activity. Lineage: Eukaryota; Fungi; Ascomycota; Sordariomycetes; Sordariales; Sordariaceae.